Molecule: messenger RNA, 2064 nt
Organism: Pyrus x bretschneideri (Chinese white pear)
Lineage: Eukaryota; Viridiplantae; Streptophyta; Magnoliopsida; Rosales; Rosaceae
Product: mitochondrial-processing peptidase subunit alpha-like
Exons: 13
Coding region: 289-1833 (514 amino acids)
Biological process (GO): proteolysis
Cellular component (GO): mitochondrion
Molecular function (GO): metal ion binding; metalloendopeptidase activity
Source: RefSeq, a predicted model, not a curated record
UGCCCAUACACGAGUGUUGACUUGGCACCACUCCAGCCAUCGAUGUAAAGAUUCAAUCAGUAUCUUGUCGUCAAUUCACCGGCGCAGAUUUCCCCUUCCAGAAAAUUCCACACGCGUCCGACCUCCGCAAACCGUAACGGUGCCGCCAGCACGCGCCAACCAGUGAGUCCCUGACAAUCAAUUCCUCCUCCACUCUGCCCAAAACCUUCCACCAAAUAUUUACAGCGACAGCAAAGUCCGUACAGGUCAAGGGUUUUGAAGGUGAUCGGCACCCAUCGGACCGCCGCCAUGUUCAAAACCGCAGCUUCGCGCCUUAGGGCUCUCAAGGGGCGUACAAGUGCGUUCCAUAGGGGAGUGGCCAGAUUUUCAAGUUUGAAUGAUGUUGGAACGAAGCCAUCCUCUUCCUCCUCUCCUUUCGGAGGUUUGUUUGGCUGGCUGAUUGGGGGAAAUUCCAGGUCUAUGCCUCCAUUAGACUUCCCUCUUUCAGGCAUCAACCUCCCACCUGCAUUGCCUGACCAUGUUCAACCAGCGGAUGUCAAAAUUACAACUCUCCCGAAUGGUAUCAAAAUAGCUUCUCUAAAGUCAGAGAAACCAGCUGCUUCAGUAGGUUUAUAUAUUAAUUGUGGUUCAGUCUAUGAGACACUGGAAUCAUCUGGGGCCUCACACCUGCUGGAGCGUAUGGCAUUUAAGAGCACGAGGAACAGAAGCCAUUUGCGUAUUGUGCGAGAGGUGGAGGCUAUUGGUGGUAACGUCCAAGCCUCAGCUUCUCGGGAGCAGAUGGCUUACACCUUCAAUGGUCUGAAGACCAAUGUUCCUGAAAUGGUAGAGCUGCUUAUCGACUGUGUUCGGAACCCUGUUUUCCUAGAUUGGGAAAUUAAUGAGGAGCUUCCUAAGGUGAAAAACGAUAUUAGUGAAGCCUCCAAAAACCCCGAAGCCCUUGUUUUGGAAGCAGUUCACUCUAUUGGUUACAAGGGUGGCUUGGCCAAUCCACUUUUAGCCCAGGAAUCUUCAAUUAGUAGGCUGAACAGUAAUGUUUUGGAGCAAUUUGUUGCUGAAAAUUAUACUGCUUCUCGAAUGGUACUUGCAGCUUAUGGUGUUGAACAUGAGGAACUUCUAAAAAUUGCAGAACCACUUUUGUCUGAUCUUCCCAGUGUCCCUACUGCCGAGGAGCCAAAAUCUGUGUAUACUGGAGGUGAUUACCGCUGUCAAGGUGAUUUAGGGGAAACUCAUUUUGCACUUGCCUUUGAACUUCCUAGUGGCUGGCGAAAUGAGAAGGAUGCAAUGAUUGUGAAUGUUCUUCAGGUGCUAAUGGGAGGAGGUGGCUCUUUUUCAGCCGGUGGACCUGGAAAAGGGAUGCACUCACGUCUAUAUUCUCGUGUGUUAAAUCGAUGUUCAAAAUUUCAUUCGAUUUUAGCAUUCAGUAGCAUCUACAACAAUACUGGCAAUUUUGGAAUCCAAGCCUCCACUGCUCCAGAUUUUGUCACAACAGCCAUUGAUAUGGCAGCUAAUGAGCUUAUUGCAAUCGCAACACCUGGAGAUGUUGACCAGGUAGAACUAGAUCGUGCUAAAAAGUCAACAAAGUCUUCCAUUCUUAUGAAUUUGGAAUCCAGAACGGUUGUUGCAGAUGAUAUUGGGAGACAGAUUCUGACGUACAAUGACUGGAAACUGAGCCAGCUCUUGAAGGCUGUGGAUGAGGUUUCGUUAGAAGAUAUUGCUUCAAUUGGUCAAAAGCUUUUAUCUUCCCCUCUCACAAUGGCAACAUAUGGAGAUUUUACUAGCGCGACCGGCGUCCCAAGCUAUGAUUCAGUCAGUAAAAAGUUCCAUUUAAAAUGAGAUUGCUUUCGUGUUCUAAACCGGGCAGUCAGUUGACCUGCUGCCAUCGUUGUGCUUGACAUCCCAUACGCUAGAGCUUGCGUACAAAAAUUUCGAAUAAAAUGAGGAUACUUCAUACGUAAUCUCGAGCGUAUAUGUAUCUCUUGUUGGUAGAGUUUAUCAGACAGUGAUGGUUAUGCCAUUAUUAUUGUAUCACUAUGUCUAAUUUUAUUAGCAAAUGGUGCUGGAGAA